This is a messenger RNA of Mastomys coucha (southern multimammate mouse), 1498 nucleotides long. It is a transcript of the gene Mrpl3, whose product is annotated as mitochondrial ribosomal protein L3. Bases 165 to 1220 code for a protein of 351 amino acids. The transcript is spliced from 10 exons. The record is from RefSeq and is a predicted model, not a curated record. Gene Ontology annotation, cellular component: mitochondrial large ribosomal subunit; ribosome. Gene Ontology annotation, molecular function: structural constituent of ribosome. Gene Ontology annotation, biological process: translation. Lineage: Eukaryota; Metazoa; Chordata; Mammalia; Rodentia; Muridae.
CGGAAGUGGCUCGGCUGUGCUUUUCCUCCGCAGAGGGCAUUGGCGUACUAGAGGUGUGAUUGCUGUCCCAGGGCUACUACGAACUCCUGGUGUUUGUGUCGGGGACUUGCUGCAAGCUCCGCGGCGGCGCGGCAGGAGGUGUCGCGAGCCGAGCCCUGCCCGCCAUGACUUCCAUGCCGGGUUGGAGGCUGUUGGUGCAGACUGGCGCCCAGGUGCUGGGCUGUGGCGCCGGAGGCCUAGGUGCUGCCCCAGGCUUAGGGAGCAGAAAGAACACCUUGCUCUUUGUUAGAAAUCUGCACAGCAAUAGUUGUACUUGGUGGGAUGAGCAUCUUUCUGAAGAAAAUGUCUCGUUUGUCAAGCAACUGGUCUCAGAUGAAAAUAAAACCCAGCUGACAAGUAAACUGAAUCCCUUGAAAGAUGAACCAUGGCCUGUACAUCCUUGGGAACCAGGUUCUUCCAGAGUUGGCCUUAUCGCCCUGAAGCUGGGCAUGAUGCCUUUAUGGACCAAGGAUGGUCAGAAGCAUGCAGUCACAUUACUUCAGGUACAAGACUGUCAUGUGUUAAAAUACACUCCCAAGGAAGACUAUAAUGGAAAAACAGCGGCCCUGACAGUGGGUGGGAAAACUGUGUCACGCCUCUAUAAACCUGACUUUAUAUUAAAAUUUUACCAAGAUCUUGGAUUGCCACCAAAACAGACAAUUAAAAUCUUUCGUGUAACAGAUAAUGCUGUGAUUAAGCCAGGGACCCCACUUUAUGCAGCUCACUUUCGCCCUGGACAGUAUGUGGAUGUCACAGCCAAAACUAUUGGUAAAGGUUUUCAGGGCGUCAUGAAAAGAUGGGGAUUUAAAGGACAACCUGCUUCUCAUGGUCAAACAAAGACCCACAGAAGACCUGGUGCCAUCUCAACUGGGGAUAUUGCCAGAGUCUGGCCUGGAACUAAAAUGCCCGGGCAAAUGGGAAACAAAAACAGGACAGUGUAUGGAUUGAAAGUGUGGAGAGUGAACACCAAGUACAACAUAAUCUAUGUCAAUGGCUCUGUGCCUGGACAUAAGAACUGCUUAGUAAAGAUCAGAGACUCUAAGCUGCCUGCAUACAAGGAUAUCAGUAAGAGCUUGCCGUUCCCUACCUACUUUCCUGAUGGAGACGAAGAAGAACUUCCAGAAGAUUUGUAUGACGAGAGUGUGUGGCAGCCCAGUGAACCUUCCAUCACCUUUGCCUGAUGCCCUGGUGUGCCAGGACUCUGUGCUGAACCAGAUCAGAAAUGGAGCCAGGGAUGGGAAUCGUACUCCCUGUGCUUAGUCAAGAGAGCAUGCGCUUCAGUCUGGUUAGCAAGGUUACUGCAUUAAACAAACAGACACAUAGACUAGGUGGGUUAGAACAACAGUUUGUGAAGAACAAGAUGCCUGCCGUUUGUAGGGAUCAUUCUUUAUAGAUACAUUUCCCAGUCUUGUUUUGCUUUUGUUUUUAUAAACUUUUAUUAAAGAUUUAUCUCUCUUAA